AUGGCCGUGGAGGUGGAGGUAGAAGUAAGGGCAGAGGAGGCGGCUGAGGGACGCAUAGCUGCAUCCACCCUUCGCUUCCCGGCCCAUCUCAUGACAGAUUUGAUCAAUAUGCUCAAACUAGGACCUUCUCUGUCGUCCUACAGGCCUCCUCCACCCAGGCAUGCACCAACUGCAAAGGGUCUCCUAUGUCCUAGUCCUACACGCCAGAGACCGAUGCAACCGGUUAGUGUGGAUGACAGUUUGAGAGGGUGUACCAGUGAGAGUGUACCUACAGAUGGCCUCGGUCACAUGUCUCACGGUGAAGUCUUGAAAGCUCUAAGAGUAUUAGAAGCUGCACUUCAGAGAUUUGAGAAUCAGAGACACACAAUUAUGACACAGUUAAAGGUUUUGGAAAGCAAUCUAACAACAGGACCUGAUGAAUAUUUGGGAGAUAGUGUCGGUUUGCUAGAAAUAAUUUCACUUAUCAACAAACACAGCGGUGUUAAGACUCUGCUGUCUCUGCUCAUGGUCCCUGACCUUGGAACAGGAUGCUGUGACCUCGACAAGUGUGAUCACUCAGCAACUGUUGGGAAUCUUCAAGCUACAACACUAACCAUACUCAACAUGCUCACUACACUGGACACAAACAUAGGAAGUCAGCUCAGUGACAGUGACGAGGUACUACAGAUCCUCUUCUCCCACAUGGUCUGCCGGGCAACAUACACCAGAGCCAUCACACUUAUUGAGCAUCUUCUUCUUCUGAGGAAGAAUACCCUGCAGUUGAAUACAAUACCUGGGCUAGAUCGCCUGAUAGGUCAGUUGGAUGGGGAGUAUCUGGCCAAUUUCUGUAGCAUCCUGGCUGUCACCAUCUCAGACCUUGAUGUUUAUGAAAACAAGUCUCUGUUAUAUGAACAAAGUAAACUCCGCAGUAACAUCAAAUGUCUCUCCCCAUUACGAGACAUAAACCAGGAAUUUGUUCUUAGCAUCCCAGAAUUUCUUCCCAGACUAGUGAACUUUGCCACAAAUCUUCCAUAUGAACCACGAUAUGAGGGCAUUACCAUGGAAGUUGAUCACUGGAUAAGGUUGAUAGAAGACUCAAUGUCUGAUGUCCUGAAUGAACACAACCCUCUUAUUGUCACAGAUCUGAUGGAAAGAAUACAACCUCAAGCCAUUGUAAACCAGCUAGAAGCUUUGACUAGCCCGAUGCUUCAGAGGGUUGAGAGCGUUUAUGUGUUAGGUCUCCUCUUGUUAGGGAAACAGCGUAAGGAAGUCCAGACACAGUUAGCACAGCUACGCCUCAUACCCCGACUCUCCCAGCUUUUUGACCUCUUCAUCUGGAAAUGUGAAACGUAUCAGGAGCGUGUACGAGUCCCAGGUCACCUAAGCUCUUGCGAAUGUAGUCCAGAAGUUGCCCUUAAAAUACAAUUUUUAAGAUUGGUGCAUAGCUUCUGUGACCAGUCCGAGUACAGAUAUCUAAUGCUGACGCCAGUAGAAUACCGUGAAGUGUGCAGCAUUAGUGCUGCCAAGAUGCUUAUGCAGGAACCUACAGUCAGCACACCUUCUACCACUCACUCAAUCAACAGCAACAAUACACAGGAAAGCAGAACACCCCCAACAGUAGCACAAGAGACAAAUAGAAUAGGAAAUAAUGAGUUGUCCAGCUCAGGCCUGAGAAUUGAACCACUUGGGGGCUCAGGAUCUUUGACACAAACCCCUGUAGAAUAUCCAGCAGAUCAAAUGUGCUCUGGUUCACAGGGUCUACUUUCGAAGAUUGUAGAGGCUCUGAAGAGAGAAACAACAGGAUCAACUUUUAGGUUUUGGUUUUCUCGAGCCAUUGAGAGUUAUCUCCGCAGUGCCAACCCCUAUGCAGAUCAAGUGUUUCUUCUCCGCAGAGGCUUAUUGAAGAAGAUCCACCAUAUAAACUAUGCAUUAACAAAGCAUAAUUCAAGUAAUGGCACCUCAGUUGAGUGUCAGACGCUGACCCCGCGACCCGUGGUCGCGGUCGGCCGACGGCGCACACCGGCAGACACUGUUCAACUGUUUGUACAGGAGUAUGAGCGCGUAUGCACGGAAGUGCAUACCCACGUUUGUGGAGGAAUGGCCCUUAUUCCCCGUAGGCGAAGUUUCGGCGGCGAUCAGGAUUGCUCCGGAGCAAAGAGUGCUAAAAAUCUCCGGUUACAGACAGGCCGCCCCGCACUGAUGAACCUUUGCACAUAUGAUAUUAGGACAAUCCACAGCGAUGAAGAAAUAUAG
Molecule: messenger RNA, 2232 nt
Organism: Penaeus indicus
Lineage: Eukaryota; Metazoa; Arthropoda; Malacostraca; Decapoda; Penaeidae
Product: short transient receptor potential channel 4-associated protein-like
Exons: 20
Coding region: 1-2232 (743 amino acids)
Biological process (GO): ubiquitin-dependent protein catabolic process
Cellular component (GO): Cul4A-RING E3 ubiquitin ligase complex
Molecular function (GO): phosphatase binding
Source: RefSeq, a predicted model, not a curated record